Messenger RNA from Mirounga angustirostris (Northern elephant seal), 4996 nucleotides. It is a transcript of the gene PCBP2, whose product is annotated as poly(rC) binding protein 2. NCBI's taxonomy places the organism in Eukaryota, Metazoa, Chordata, Mammalia, Carnivora, Phocidae. The transcript has 15 exons. The coding region runs from base 309 to 1724 and encodes 471 amino acids. Gene Ontology annotation, molecular function: mRNA 3'-UTR AU-rich region binding; single-stranded DNA binding. Gene Ontology annotation, cellular component: nucleoplasm; nucleus; cytoplasm. The record is from RefSeq and is a predicted model, not a curated record. Gene Ontology annotation, biological process: regulation of gene expression; regulation of RNA metabolic process.
GCCCUCUCCCGCCCGCCCGCCCUCCGCCCGCCCGCCCGCCCUCCGCCGCCCUCCACCCGCCCCGGGGUCUCUUUCCCCCUUCCUCCUCCUCCUCCUCCACCCCCCCCUUCCUCCUCCGCCCGCCCGCGGGGCCCCCCUCGCCUUCCCGCCCGCCCCUAUUGUUCCGCCCCCGGCCUCCCGCCCUUCCCCUUCCCGCCCGCUCCCCUUUUCCCCUCAGUCGCCUCGCGCCUGCAGUUUUUGGCUUUCACCCCCACCAGUGACCAAAGACUUGACCACUCAAAGUCCAGCUCCCCAGAACACUGCUCGACAUGGACACCGGUGUGAUUGAAGGUGGAUUAAAUGUCACUCUCACCAUCCGGCUACUUAUGCAUGGAAAGGAAGUUGGCAGUAUCAUCGGAAAGAAAGGAGAAUCAGUUAAGAAGAUGCGUGAGGAGAGUGGUGCACGUAUCAACAUCUCAGAAGGGAAUUGUCCUGAGAGAAUUAUCACUUUGGCUGGACCCACUAACGCCAUCUUCAAAGCCUUCGCUAUGAUCAUUGACAAACUGGAAGAGGACAUCAGCAGCUCUAUGACCAAUAGUACAGCUGCCAGUAGACCCCCAGUUACCCUGAGGCUGGUGGUCCCUGCUAGUCAGUGUGGCUCUCUCAUCGGGAAAGGUGGUUGCAAGAUCAAAGAAAUACGAGAGAGUACAGGGGCUCAGGUCCAGGUGGCGGGGGAUAUGCUCCCCAACUCAACUGAGCGGGCCAUCACUAUUGCUGGCAUUCCGCAAUCCAUCAUUGAGUGUGUGAAACAGAUCUGCGUGGUCAUGUUGGAGACUCUCUCCCAGUCCCCCCCGAAGGGCGUGACCAUCCCGUACCGGCCCAAGCCGUCCAGUUCUCCAGUCAUCUUUGCAGGUGGUCAGGACAGGUACAGCACAGGCAGCGACAGUGCGAGCUUUCCCCACACCACCCCGUCCAUGUGCCUCAACCCUGACCUGGAGGGACCACCUCUAGAGGCCUAUACCAUUCAAGGACAGUAUGCCAUUCCACAGCCAGAUUUGACCAAGCUGCACCAGUUGGCAAUGCAACAGUCUCAUUUUCCCAUGACGCAUGGCAACACCGGAUUCAGUGGCAUUGAAUCCAGCUCUCCAGAGGUGAAAGGCUAUUGGGCAGGUUUGGAUGCAUCUGCUCAGACUACUUCUCAUGAACUCACCAUUCCAAAUGAUUUGAUUGGCUGCAUAAUCGGGCGUCAAGGCGCCAAAAUCAAUGAGAUCCGUCAGAUGUCUGGGGCGCAGAUCAAAAUUGCGAACCCAGUGGAAGGAUCUACUGAUAGGCAGGUUACCAUCACUGGAUCUGCUGCCAGCAUUAGCCUGGCUCAAUAUCUAAUCAAUGUCAGUUUAGAAAACGCUAAACCCUCCUCCCAGGCAGCCUCCGUCACGAUCCCUGAUCACCUCAGCAUCAACCUCUCUCAACCCUCCACCCCUUCUUCUUCUUCUUCCUCCUCCACCACCACCCCCUCGCUCGCCACAGCGGGGACCUCCGACGCACCCUCCAGCCUCCCCAACCCUCUUCCGACCGCCCCUUGUGUCUCCAGUCUGCUUGGCAUGAAACCCAUCCCUCUCCUGGCUCUAAAUGUUGUGUCUGCUGCUAAGGGUACCGGGGCUUCAGCUACCGCCACCACCACCUCUGCCGUGCCAUGUGUAACUAACAAACUGAAAGGCGAGAAACAGAGAUUCUCCCCCUACUGAUUGAAUAUCUUGAGGCACCCCCUCAAGCACUCUUGGUUCAUUUUGGUUUUCUUUGUUAACAUUGGUGAGAACCGAACAAUUGUGAGCUUGUGACCGUUUCCUUUUUACUAUUUGGGGGCAUAACAGGGUGGGGGUGGGGGUAACGGUAACCUGGGGUUAGGGUUAGGCCAUUUCAUCUGAGUGCCUGUUUCAGAGUCUGACUUGUUGAAUUCUUUAUCUAGAGCCACAUCUUGCUCUUCCUUUUCAUUCUGUUACUUUUUUGUAGCUUUAUUCUGCAUUGCAAUAUAACAAUGUGUUAGGCUCUGUGUUAAUGAAUAAAAGCUUCUCCAUUAACCCUUUUUUUUUUUUAAUUAUUUAAUGGUUAAGUUAUCAGCAGGCCGUCUUGGCCAGAUUUGUGUUUCUAGCUGUAAUAAAGUUGCCACAGUAAGAACUUUAGUUGACUUUGUGCUGUGAAGGGCAAAGGGGUGGGAACUUGUGACCUGUGGCUACUCAACUAGGGAGUCUGUAAGACUCACUCGGGCCUGCUGUGUCCCUCGUGAAUUUAGUAGUAGUCCUUGGUCAUUCCCCACAAAAGAAGAUGAGCCUGUAGCAGGUUACAUCCUGAGGGUCUUCUUCAUUGGCAUUAAGCUGCUUUAGUGAAGACCAAUUUCUCUGACUUCUCAGAUCGAUCCGUUGCCUUGCCAACAGCAGCAGGUAACAAGGGUGUCCAUCCCAAGAUUGUUUCCUCUGGUGAGUGGUUACUGUGAGGAUCUUUUACAGAGCAUACAUAUAAAGAAGUUACUUCUUGACCUAGAAUGGGGAGGCAAGUUGGAAAAAGUCUAAUAAAGUUUGCUGGCUUUUGUCUGCAUUUCUCUGAAUGAGAAGUAUUCCUCUUCCUGUGACACUGGGUAAAUCUUGAACAACCAACCUGUAACAUCACCCAAAAUUUGACAGGAUUCUCCAGUCAUCCUAAAGCCACCCUGAUUACUAAGUCCCUUUACCCUUCCUUCCAUUCCCUGCCCCCCUCCUUCUGUCUCCCACCAACCCUGUCAUGAGUAGAAAUUAUAAACUUAGAUUUAGAAGGAACCUUUAAGAUCAACUGCAAUUCACCAGUCCACUCAUUUAUCAGAUUAAAAAAAAAAAAAGCCUUGGAGAAUUUAAAUUCACAGAUCACGUGAGUGACUAAUCAGCACUAACAACUUGUGCUUUACUUUUACUCAAGUGUAUUUUAUCUCCUUGAAGUCUUAUUUUCCUUACACUAAGACCACAGCUAUCUCUCCAUUAAAGACUAGAAAUGGUGUAGGUAUGAUGGCAGAAGGCCUUUGAUGGUCUUCUAUUCAACCUGAAAGCAUAUGGCUCUUCCUUAGAGCAUUAGAGAAUUAGUGUAGAGAUUUUUUUUUCUUGUUGAUCUUUUCCCACAUCUCAUUUGGUUUAUAGUAUUUAAAAAAAAAAUUGCUGAUAAGUAUUGCAGUGUGUUGUCUCAUGGCGUUGUGGUCCCUCAAUCCCAGAUUUGGCUUAUGAAACUAGUGUUAACAUGUCCCAAGGCUGCACGAAGGACUAGAGGAGCAGCCUUCUUUUCACUGUCCAGAUAGUUUCCUCUUUGUUAGUUGCUGGUUGCUCCUUUGUCAUAUGGUCCAGCUGUCCCUUAAUAAGCUCUCUCUAGGACUUAAAUUUUGCUGGUACCAGCUCCCCCCAGAGACCAGGUUUUAUUUUAUCUAGUUCUUGAUUAGAAGGAAUCUUUACCUAAUGAGUACUCCCUAACGGAGGAGUGCAGGGAAGGAGGCAGGUGUUUAAGAUGCAGCUGCCACCACAACUUGGUGUUAAAUUUUAAAAAAUUUUUUGGGUCCCUCAUGUCCUAUUAUAGAGUCCUUAGCAUGAUACUUCGGUUGGGUUUUCCCUUCUUGCCCUCCCUCCACCCCGUGCCUCAAUCACUGUUUAGGCUGUAUAUAAAUUCUGGAUAGUUCUUUUUGAGCUCUUUUUGUUGCCAGAGUGCCAUCACCUUCUUGCAUGAACUUAAUUUUCUUUAGGUAGGUCCUACAUCUAAACUGUUUACAGCAGCUCCUUCCUGAACCUUCACUCCCCACUAAACUCUUAGGUUCGGCUUACUGCUUAUAUUGCCCUAGGUCAUCCUAUUUUGAGAUUGGCAAGAAUCUGCCCCCUUUAAAAGAACUAACUAUAUUCCUUCCCCUUAAUGUUGAGGUAGAAAUACCAUUUCAGACUGAAAUACAGUUUGUAGUUGAAGGACCUAUUUCCUGGUUCUUGGGUGUUGUGUUGUCUUCUCCAGCCCCUCCGGCUUUGCAUUGUUGUGGAAGGCAUAGAGAUUGCAAAGUACCAUUCAUUUUCUCUUGACUAGAUACCACAAAUAGGUUAUGCCAGUCAGUUGGAAAUCCUAAUGAAAUAAAUUUAUGAAUUGAAACUGAGUCUUACACACUUAGUUCUAUUCAAAGCGGGAGCUAAGAUUUGCUGGGUAUAUAAUACUCCGUGAAGCAGGCUAUAAAUACCUAAAUAAUUUUCCUUCAGAGUUCAGAAUUGGGUUCCAGGACCUCAAAUGAUACAUUUGAGACAGAAAGGCAUUGUAGCUGGCUGGGUAUGUUUGAAUGGAGAGUUAGCUUAAGGAUUCCAAGGUUUGGGAGCUUCUGGAAGGAACCAGGGAAUUGUUGAAACAUGCGGCUUCUGCUUUUGAAGUCUGAAGACGAUAGGUUGGGUGUAAUUCUUGACUAUAUUUACUAUACCUGCUGUUCCCUUUUUAACAUCCCCUAGCGUUUAAAAACUAUAUAUUAUCUCUGAAUAGGAAUAGCCUUCAUCAUGCUAGAGAACCCCAGAGCUGAAGCCUUUGUUGCUCUGUCUCAACAUUAGCUUCAUGAGGCUACUUUCAGAUAAAGGGUUCCUAAACUGCUUUCUCUCAGUAGCUUGGGAGGAGCUAAAAUAAGCUUAACAGUAAAGAAAAGGUACUUCUGUGUAGUAGGAUCCUGUAAGAGGAGGUUUUAGUGUGUGGCAUACUUUUGGAAAGCAUUUAACAUCUCCCACAGAUUAGAGGAACACCCACUGUUGGUAACCAGAGUCUGUUUCCUUCAGUUCUGGGAUAAUUUUCCUCAGAAAGCUUGGGUUACAGGGGUUAUGAGAUCAUGGCACCAGUUAAUCCAAGAAAUCUUAAAAUGCCCCCCUUGACAUUGAAAGUUUCGGAGGUGAGGUACAUACGCUGGGCAUUCAGAAAACUAACUUUGAGUUCUUGUUUAUUUUUUGUGUUACAGGCUUUCCUCGGAGACGGGUGGCAUGGGGAGCAGCUAGAACAA